Rubroshorea leprosula is the source of this 750-nucleotide messenger RNA. The record is from the annotation of a GenBank genome assembly. Lineage: Eukaryota; Viridiplantae; Streptophyta; Magnoliopsida; Malvales; Dipterocarpaceae.
CAACAAUACAACUUCAAAAAUAUAGAAGGAUGGAGAAAGGAAAUGGUUUGAGAGGAUUUUUAGCAGUGCUGAUACUUUUAGCACUGCAAGUGGUACUCCCUGUAGCGCAAGAGGAAGAUAUUACUGUGCUUCCUGCGGUAACCGCCCCUUCCCCAGAAACAGAACCGGUUCCUGAAGUCCCUCCGCCCGUCCCUGGAACCCCAUUACUACCUCCACAAUCUCCUUUCAUCCCGCCUGAAAUCUCUCCAGCUCCAAGAACUCAUUCUCUUCCAUCAAUUCUCAUUCCACCACCAACCCCCUCUCCUCAGCCAGUCCUUACCCCUACACCAGCCCCUUCAGCUCCCAAAAAUACUCCUGUCUCGCCGACCUAUCCGAUUCCAAAAAGGCCUUCACACCCUAUAAUCCUUUCUCCUCCAGCAACCCCUUUGAAUCAAGUGAUUCCACCACCUUCACAAGAAAUAACUUGCGAACUAAUGUGUGCUAUGCGUUGCCCAACAUUCCCUUUGUUUUAUAGAUUUUCAUGUUUGAGAAUCUGUACAAUAAGCUGCGGGUUUUCUGAUGCAUCCGACUGCACAAAUCAUUGUGCACAAACCAUGCCUCCCAGUUUAGUCUUCGACAAUGAGAAGAUGGAAAGCUACAUCAAUUACUGCUAUACCAAGUGCACGAAGCGUUAAGUGCCCUAUGCUAUACACUACAAAGGAUGGAAAUAAAUGUGUAAUAUGUAAGGAAAAAUAAAAGUAAAAGGUGAUU